AUGGACGCGACGCCGCCGCCCGAGAGCUUGCGGCUGAGUUGGGUGUACGGCUUCCGCGGCUAUGACACGCGUCGCACCGCCCUCUGGUCAUCGGCCGACGAUGGCUUCGUCGUGUACACCGCCGCGGCGCUCGUCGUCAGCACAACGCAGGCGCACUUCAAGGAGCACACCGACGAUGUCCUCGGCCUUACCGUUCACCGCGGCCGCGGCGGCCGGAUGCGCAAGCCGACCAUCUGGGUGUGGGACGCGCGUAGCCUUGAGGUGGUGGAAAGGUCCAUCGUCUUUACGGGGUGCAACCUCGGGUCAUGUCGGGUCGUUUCGGCUCAGGUGCUCAAGGGGCCACUCGUCUUCACGGGCUGCAACCAGCGAUGGGUGUCGCAGCUCGCAUUCACCCCGUCGGGCGACACGCUCUGCUCGGUGGGUGCCGACGACGACCACCUCCUCGUCCUGCGCUCCUCGGACAGCUCCGCCUCGAGCUUUUCUUCCGCGAGCCUGCGCAACACGCGCGCGAAGCACGGCGAGGCGCCCGCGCGGCUGGUGCUCGUGGGGAAGGGCUUUGCGCGCGUCUACCGCACCGAGCUGCUGCCCGACAGCCACGGCACGCGGCUAGCGCUGCCUGGCCGCGAGCGCGCGGCUGCCCUCCUCUCGGUCGGAUUCGGGCAGGAGGGCGAGUGCGUCGUCGGCUCUGCCACGGGCGCGCUGCACGCCUUCGAGCUCGAGACAGGCAGGCUGGUCACUUCGGUCAAGGGCGCCCACGCCGGGCCUGUUCACGUCGUGGCCGAGGGGCCAGGCGGCCGCCUGCCCUCGAUGGCGCCGUCCGACUCUGGUCGCGCGCGCUUGAGCCCAUCCUCGAGCGAGCCGCCGCCCCGAGGAAACCGGGCAUGA
Molecule: messenger RNA, 885 nt
Organism: Emiliania huxleyi CCMP1516
Lineage: Eukaryota; Haptophyta; Isochrysidales; Noelaerhabdaceae
Exons: 7
Coding region: 1-885 (294 amino acids)
Molecular function (GO): microtubule binding
Source: RefSeq, a predicted model, not a curated record